Ceratotherium simum simum (southern white rhinoceros) is the source of this 4048-nucleotide messenger RNA. Lineage: Eukaryota; Metazoa; Chordata; Mammalia; Perissodactyla; Rhinocerotidae. The record is from RefSeq and is a predicted model, not a curated record.
GCCUGGAGUUUCUGUGACUCCAUGCUUCCUGCAGCCCGUCUCUUCAUCUCAGCAGAUUCCAGACAUAGAAUCACUCCAUGCAACCAAGAAAGGUGUUUCCUAUGUGGACCUUGAAGAGAGAAUUUCUUAUCCUUUUUAACAUAAUCCUAAUUUCCAGACUCCUUGGGGCUAGAUGGUUUCCUAAAACUCUGCCCUGUGAUGUCUUUUUGGAUGCCCCAAAGGGCCAUGUGAUCGUGGACUGCACAGACAAGCAUUUGACGGAAAUUCCUGGAGGUAUUCCCGCCAACGCCACCAACCUCACCCUCACCAUUAACCACAUACCAGGCAUCUCUCCAGCCUCCUUUCACCGGCUGGACCAUCUGGUAGAGAUCGAUUUCAGAUGCAACUGUAUACCUGUUCGACUGGGGCCAAAAGACAACGUGUGCACCAGGAGGCUGCAGAUUAAACCUAGAAGCUUUAGUAGACUCAUUUAUUUAAAAGCCCUUUACCUGGAUGGAAACCAGCUUCUAGAAAUACCUCAGGAUCUUCCUCCCAGCUUACAGCUGCUGAGCCUUGAGGCCAACAACAUCUUUUGGAUCAUGAAAGAGAAUCUAACAGAACUGGCCAACAUAGAAAUGCUCUACCUGGGCCAAAACUGUUAUUAUCGCAAUCCUUGUAAUGUUUCAUUUUUCAUCGAAAAAGAUGCUUUUCUAAAUCUAAAAAAUUUAAAAUUGCUCUCCCUAAAAGAUAACAAUAUCACAGCUGUCCCCACUAUUUUGCCAUCCAGUUUAACAGAACUCUAUCUUUACAACAACAUCAUUGCAAAAAUCCAAGAAGAUGAUUUUAAUAACCUCAAUCAGCUGCAAAUUCUUGACCUAAGUGGAAAUUGUCCUCGUUGUUAUAAUGUGCCAUAUCCUUGUACACCCUGUGAAAAUAAUUCUCCCCUACAGAUCCAUGUAAAUGCUUUUGAUGCAUUGACAGAAUUACAAGUUUUACGUCUACAUAGUAACUCUCUUCAGUAUGUGCCCCAAAGAUGGUUUAAAAACAUUAACAAACUUAAGGAACUAGAUCUUUCCCAAAACUUCUUGGCCAAAGAAAUUGGGGAUGCCAAAUUUUUGCAUCUUCUUCACAACCUUGUCCAGCUGGAUCUGUCUUUCAAUUAUGAACUUCAGGUCUAUCAUACAUCUAUGAAUCUAUCAGACGCAUUUUCUUCACUGAAAAACCUGAAAGUUUUGCGGAUCAAAGGAUACGUCUUUAAGGAGCUGAACGACCGUAACCUCUCCCCAUUACGUAAUCUUUCCAAUCUUGAAAUUCUUGAUCUUGGCACUAACUUCAUAAAAAUUGCUGACCUCAGCAUAUUUAAACAAUUUAAAACACUGAAAGUCAUAGAUCUUUCAGUGAAUAAAAUAUCACCUUCAGGAGAGUCAAGUGAAGUUGGCUUCUGCUCUAACAUCAGAACUUCUGUAGAAAGUCAUGGGCCCCAGGUCCUUGACACAUUACAUUAUUUCAGAUAUGAUGAGUAUGCAAGGAGUUGCAGGUUCAAAAACAAAGAGACUUCUUCUUUCUUGCCUUUUAAUGAAGGUUGUUACAUGUAUGGACAGACCUUGGACCUAAGUAGAAAUAGUAUAUUUUUUAUCAAAUCCUCUGAUUUUCAGCAUCUUUCUUUCCUCAAAUGCCUCAACUUGUCAGGAAAUAGCAUUAGCCAAACUCUUAAUGGCAGUGAAUUUCAGCCUUUAGUGGAGUUGAAAUAUUUGGACUUCUCUAACAACCGGCUUGAUUUGCUCUACUCAACGGCGUUUGAGGAGCUACACAACCUGGAAGUUCUAGAUAUAAGUAGUAACAGCCAUUAUUUUCAAUCAGAAGGAAUUACUCACAUGCUUAACUUUACCAAGAACCUAAAGUUUCUGAAGAAACUGAUGAUGAACAACAAUGACAUCUCUACCUCCACCAGCAGGAUAAUGGAGAGCGAAUCUCUUAGAACUCUAGAAUUCAGAGGAAAUCAUUUGGAUGUUUUAUGGAGAGAUGGUGAUAACAGAUACUUAAAAUUCUUCAAGAAUCUGCGGAACUUAAAGGAAUUAGACAUCUCUGAAAAUUCCCUGAGUUUCUUGCCUCCUGGAGUUUUUGAUGGUAUGCCGCCAAAUCUCAAGACUCUCUACUUAGUCAAAAAUAGGCUCAAGUCUUUCAAUUGGAGAAAACUCCAGUACCUGAAGAAUCUAGAAACUUUGGACCUCAGCUACAACCAGCUGAAGACUGUCCCUGAGAGAUUAUCCAACUGUUCCAGCAGCCUCAAGAAACUAAUUCUUAAUAAUAAUCAAAUCAGGCGUCUGACAAAGUAUUUUCUACAAGAUGCUUUCCAGUUACGACAUCUGGACCUCAGCUCAAAUAAAAUCCAGAUUAUCCAAAAGACUAGCUUUCCAGAAAACGUUCUCAAUAAUCUGGAGAUGUUGCUUUUGCAUCAUAAUAGGUUUCUGUGCACCUGUGAUGCUGUGUGGUUUGUCUGGUGGGUUAACCAUACAGAGGUGACUAUUCCCUACUUGGCCACAGAUGUGACUUGUACAGGGCCAGGAGCACACAAGGGCCAGAGUGUGGUAUCUCUGGAUCUGUAUACCUGUGAGUUAGAUCUGACUAACUUCGUUCUGUUCUCACUUUCCAUAUCAGCGGCUAUCUUUCUGAUGGUGGUUACCACAGCAAGCCACCUCUAUUUCUGGGAUGUGUGGUAUAGUUACCAUUUCUGUAAGGCCAAAAUAAAGGGGUAUCAACGUCUGAUAUCACCAGAUUCUUGCUAUGAUGCUUUUAUUGUGUAUGAUACUAAAGACCCAGCGGUUACAGAGUGGGUUUUGGAUGAGCUGGUGGCCAAAUUGGAAGACCCAAGAGAGAAACAUUUUAAUUUAUGCCUCGAGGAAAGGGACUGGUUACCAGGGCAGCCGGUUCUGGAAAACCUUUCCCAGAGCAUACAGCUUAGCAAAAAGACAGUGUUUGUGAUGACAGACAAGUACGCAAAGACUGAGAAUUUUAAGAUAGCAUUUUACUUGUCCCAUCAGAGGCUCAUAGAUGAAAAAGUGGACGUAAUUAUCUUGAUAUUCCUUGAGAAGCCCCUUCAGAAGUCCAAGUUCCUCCAGCUCCGGAAGAGACUCUGUGGGAGUUCUGUCCUUGAGUGGCCAACAAACCCGCAGGCUCACCCGUACUUCUGGCAGUGUCUGAAAAAUGCCCUGGCCACAGACAAUCAUGUGACCUAUAGUCAGGUGUUCAAAGAGACAGUCUAGCCCUUCUUUGCAAAAUGUGACUGCCUAACUUACCAAGGAGCAGCUUGGCUGCCUACAUUUUCUCAUAAACGUCUCAUCAAAAGAGUGUUUGUAAAUUAUCCAAGACAUGGGAUUUCCUAUAUCAGAGAGGAGUCACCAAUGUAUGACAGAGGAAUUGGAAAAAUGGGAUUCAUAUAAUGCAUUGAGUCAUCUUUCUUACCUCUCUGUGUCUCCAUUUGCACUUCAGUCUCUCCCUUCUGCUCCUGCAUAAAAUACUAUUGGGAGAAGGGUAGCAAGUAGAGGACAUGGGGCUCUCAUUCUCCUGUAAUUGUGAUUGUUAAAUAUAUACACAAUCACAAAAUUGAGAGGAACGGCACUUCUACCCUUAUGAAGGCUGGUAUGUAUAGAAAUAGAGGGAAAAAUGCUCAAGGUCUGUCGAUAUGACAUCAAAAUGUACCAGAGCUAGUUAGUGAAAUAAAAACAUAGUUAACUCCUCAACUAAUUGCUUCCGUAUCAUCUCGCAACCCCUUCUGUGCAGACCGAGUGUUGGCACCCAACAGGUGGUUGCUGCUUAGGUGCUGUUCACUCUUUUCCCUUGGGCCUGUUGCUGGGUUCCAUGUGGAAGUAGUGAGAAACAUCUUUACCAUCGAUGGACAUAGUCUACUUACAAAUGGAAAAAAAUUAAAGUGAUCUGCCUUUAUACAAAGUGAUGCUCUUUACUUUUGAUGAUAAUUUACCUGCUUAAAUAUUGUUAUGGACUAAGUGUUUCUUCCCCUGAAGUUCAUAUGUUGAAAUUCUAACCCCCAAUGUGAUGGUAUUAGGACGUG